CUCGUGAUUGUUGUUUUAAUUAUCGUAAUGUUGCUAAUUGUAAUUCUAAUGAUCCUGGUCAUUUUAUUCCUUGUACUUCUGAUGGUGGUUGUCCUAAUGCUAAGGGUGGUGAUGUUGCUUGUGUUCGUCCUGGUAAUUAUUAUGGUGUUCGUCAUGGUAGUGUUGUCAAAGAAAGAACAAUUAAUGUUCGAGAAUAUUUUGUUGAAGAUAUUAUUCAAUUACUUGGUUUUCAACUAAUCACUUUAAUACCAACAAGUCAAAAACAAACUAAUAAAAAUCGAAAAUUGCAACAUUAUGAUAAUGGUUAUCAUCAACGAUAUAAACAUUCAUAA
This is a messenger RNA of Rotaria sordida, 332 nucleotides long. The record is from the annotation of a GenBank genome assembly. Lineage: Eukaryota; Metazoa; Rotifera; Eurotatoria; Philodinida; Philodinidae.